This is a messenger RNA of Schistosoma spindalis, 1812 nucleotides long. The record is from the annotation of a GenBank genome assembly. Lineage: Eukaryota; Metazoa; Platyhelminthes; Trematoda; Strigeidida; Schistosomatidae.
GCAUUUACAAAUGUUACUCAAUCUGAGCAACGACGUCACGGCAAUUUUCUGCGCUACUUGUUUAUCUCUACGCUGUGCACUUUCGAAAGCCGAUAAUAUCGAAAUGAUGGAACAGGCCGCCACAAAAGUUAACACAAUGUCAAAAAAUAAUGAAAUAUACAUAUGCGGGUUCAACAUGUCAAGUCUAUCACCCAACUGGAAACUGGGUGUUUCAAUUGCUGGGAUUUUUAUUUUGUAUAUAUGCUUCGGAGCAUUACAGGAAGCAAUAUUCUCUGCCAAUGAUUUACGAUCCUAUAGUCCAUUCCUUACACUAUAUCAAUUUGGAAUCUACUCGGUUUUAUCAUUUUUGGAACUACGUGCUCAUGGUUAUCUACUAUUCAACCCAUGGAUUCAUCUCUAUGCUAUUGUAGCUGUACUAACAUUGGGUUCAAUUGCUCUUUCUAAUGCUUCAGUCGGUUUUCUUAACUAUCCAACUCAAGUGAUAUUUAAGUGUUGUAAAAUGAUCCCAGUGUUGUUAGGUGGAGUUCUUAUACAAGGAAGAAGAUAUUCCAUUUAUGAAGUAUUGGCGGUGCUUUUGAUGACGUUAGGUUUAAUUUGUUUUACAUUGGUUGAUGUAUCUAUACAGCCUAAGUUUACUUUGUUUGGAGUUUUUCUAGUUUCACUCGCAUUAUGCUGUGAUGGAGCUUUGGGUAAUUUUCAAGAAAUUAUCAUGAAAAAGUAUGUUAGAUCAAAUUCAGAGAUUCUGUUUUAUUCGUAUUCAUUGGGCUUUUGUUUGUUGGCUUCCGUUCUAACAAUAUCCGGCAAUUUGAUACCAUCCUUCUAUUUUUUUAAUGAUCAUGCUUUACAAACGUAUGGUUAUGGUUUUAUAUUUUCAUUGUCCGGUUAUUUCGGUGUACAAUUUGUAUUGUGUUUAGUUCAUUCACAUGGAGCAUUGACUGCUGUUACAGUCACAACAUUUAGGAAAGCUGUUUCAAUCGCCGUAUCAUUUAUUAUGUUUGAAAAGCCUUUUUCUCAAGGAUACAUAUGGUCUGGUCUAUUGAUUGUAUUUGGACUUUAUUUAAAUUUGUAUAAUAAAAAUCGUUCAUCAUGGAAUGCUGCCAUUCUAAACAAAUUGAAGUCUUGUCAUUUAGUAAAAUCUGAUGCAAAGUCUAUCUUAACAGCAUAAAUGAAACGAAAUUAAUGAAUACCCUUUUAUUUUGAAAUAAAUACUUCUCUCUCAAUUGUAAAUCCAUAUUUUUAAAUUUUGCACAGUUUAUAAAUAGUGUACACACAUGUUUAUUUUUGUAUGGUUAAUUGGUUCCUCCGUUCAAUAAGUAUACACAUAUAAUAUAAAUACUUAUUUAAAACAACAAUGCUUUGAUCAUUGAACGGUAUGGCUGUGACUAUGAAAUUUCCUAUUUCUUAUUUAUAUGUAAAUUUAACGAUAAAUGUCUGUUAUACACUAUUUAUUAAUUUUUUGUUUCUUCCCACAUCAUAUUCUUCCUUUUUAUUUGUUUAUUUCUGUAGAAAAGUGACUAAUCGAUUCUAUAAAUGUUUUAUUUCUUUUUAACGGGUAAUCCAUAGUAUAUGUUAACUGGCUUCGUAUUAUUUUCUUGCUGUAUUCAUCUUCAACAAACGUUAUACAUGAUUUAUAUAUUUUAUAUUAUUACUUUACUAAUGGAAAAGAAUCUAACCACUAUGGUAUUGUAGACAUUAUAAUGUAUACAAAAUUAUUAUUGAUAAUUUAAGUUUGCUUCUUUAAAGAAACAAACUUACCUAAAUGCAAAACCUUGAGUGUUACAUUAGCCAGUGAGUAUAUGGACUAUUGAAAUC